CGUCUCUCACUGAGUCCAAGGCUCAGUCUGUCCGGUGCCUUUUUUAUUACUCAGUGACAGCUCAAAACAAGAAGUGACACUGACAGCAUUCGUGCUUCCCAGUUUUCUUUCUUUUUAAUUCACACUCGGGAUAAAUUUUGAACUCAAUUCUUUUUUAACUUCCAAUACAUUUAAAUUUUUUGUCUUGGCAUGUGUUUGAAACACAGCAGCCGGGAUUAAAUACUUUUUGGCGGCGCUUUGGAAGUGUGUUUUUUGAGUGGCGUCAAGCAGACAGUGUUUCGUGUUUUUGUGCUCAUCAGGAGAGGGUAGAAUCGCGCUAAGAAGCCGCCGACUUCCGCUCUGCAACUGCAGCGGCCCUCCUCGCAAUCGGAGCUCCUCAGAGCAUGACGAUUUUGCUCUAAGGCGGCCACUUUUCACAUGCGAUGGGCAACCAACACAGCCACAAGCACGGUCUGUCGCACAGUCCGAGUGGUCGAGUGCCCGUGGACGCAGUGCGGACGCUGGGGCCGUACGGGCCGCAACUGGACAGCUGGACUUCAACAAGAAAGUCGCACACGGCACCUUCCAGAGGUGCUCCAGGUCGCUCGUCCUUCAAGGCGACCGAGAUCAGGGCCUCUUUUCGGGGCAAGAGCGAGUCUUCGACCCCUGUAGAGGAGCCCACAUGCAAAAUCGUUCCGUCGCCGAGCGGCAAUUUGGCCCUGCUGGCCAAGAAGGAGCUCAAGUCGAAGAUCGUUGCGUCUGCCAGCGACCACGCCAUCACCGUCAAUCGAAGCAAUGGCCUCAAGCCUGACGUGAAUAUCCAGCAGAUCUUUGGCACCAGCAAGCAGAAAAUUAACAAGUUGCCCGAAGUGAAAAUCUGCUCGCCGGAAAAGGAGCGGAUAAAUGACGGGAAGCCGCUGAAAAUCGAGGAGGUCGCGGGGCUGCCGCCGUUUGCGAGUAAUUUUGAGGGCGCCGCCCCGUCGGUGACCACUGAAGUACCCAGUCCUCUAGAAGAAGCUUCCACCCCGAGCAGCAGCGGCAGUACCGAGCCAGCCAGCUCCGAAAAACCCUCAACCAGCUCGUCCCCGACCAGUUCGCACAAGCCGAGCGGCGACGACGAAACCUUGGCCGCCUCAUUGUCCGACGUUGCCCAGCCUCUGUCGUCGUCCACUUCCAGCCCUGAGAAACAGCCCCCGCCACCUUCGCCAAGCACUUAUCCUUUGGCUUUCACGAUCGACUUCAACGACGGAAAAAAGCUGGACAUCGGCGACAGCAUCAGCAAGUUCGCACCGCGGCACAUCAGGAACUUGUCUCUUUCUAGACAAGAAGAAGCAAAGUCUCUGAAGCAGGAAAAGGAAGGAAAAAGCGAAAUGGAGGUCAAGAAACCUUCACCCCCAGCUUUGUCCCCAACGGUCCAGCCUGCCGCAGUCCCCAUGCUCAGAAGGGCGGGCUACCACUCUGAGGGAUACUUCUCCAGUGAUCAGGAUGAAGAUCUCAGUAUCAAGAGCGAUCUCACAGCCCUGAAAAAGAACCAAGAGAAAAUAUUGAAGCCCUCGACCUUGACCCAGGACAAAAAAUCGAAACCUGUUAGCUCUCUUGCUAUUGAGAGCAACUCACCAAACAGCAGGAGGCCUCUUGCUGGUGAAAGAAGAACUAUUUCCCUGGAGGAAAGCGCCUCACAACAUUUUGCAAAGAUUCUGGCCGAAAAGGCCAGCAUUCCAACCAAGAGUCCUGAAAAGGAGGUCAUUGAAACCCUUUCGGACAAUGGUAGUGAAACUGGAACAUACACGAUUGACAAGGAGAGUCCGUCCCCUGACGAGGAAAAAGCCAGGAGUGAUAUUGAUGCAGUAUUUGGAGUUGGAGAGGAUGAGGCUAGGGGUGGAUACGACAACAGGACAUUCACUCGGAAUAAGGAAAUGAAAAAUGGCCACGAGGAACACACAGUUCUGUCUUCAAGUUACCGUGCUGGUCCUAAUUGGAUUAAAGAAUGGGCUGCACAAGUUGCUGAACAGCACAACACCCAGCCCCUUUCUCCGCCAAACGAGCCAGUAUUACCGUCAAUAAAGAGCAAAGGACGAGCAACGUCCCCACUGAGAGGCACAAAACCUUCUCCCAGAGCUAGUCCAGCGCCUCCCAGUCGAAAUUGGCCCCCUCCAACUGAGCCGUCCGCAUCUGCAAAGGCACGAUAUAAGUUACCAAGUCUUUCUUCGCCAGUGGCCAGUGAUUUCUCUGAUCCUUCCGAAAGUCCAGUCCACAAAAGAAAUGUGGAGCGGCCAGUGGAUAAUGAGACCGAGUCUUACCUGCGCACCACCGAGUCUGUUAUGUCAGCCAUGCAGGCCAGGAUGACCUCCCAGACUCUUGAUAAUGCUGAUUCAGAGGAAGAGGCUGGUCUUUCCUCUGGAGCAGUCACUGCUAAGUCCUUGACUGCUCAGCUUCGGGCCAAGCUGAAAGCCCUGGAGCAAAAGUCUGUCAGGUCAAAACACCAUGCAGCCAUAGCAGCAGCCGUGGCCAAAGCUCCUUCUCCACCACCAGUGGCACCUGCACCAACCUCGGCUGCACUGAAAAGGGUGACUGGAACAAAGAGCAAAGAUGAGAGGCAGUCCGAUAGCAGUAGUGACGCUGGGGACCACAAACCAAGGUCGAGAGAGCGUUCCGACUCUGUGGGACCUCAUACAAGGUACAACAGGGCGUUCAGCUUACGGAGAGCCAGAUUAGAGGCUGAUGAGGCCAAGACUAAGGCCCUGCAGCAACCACCAAAACCAGCACUCGUUAAACCCUCACCCCCAGCUGCAGUAUCCAAACUGAAAAAGGAACCUCCCAAGACUGUCAGCAAACCUCCACUCAGCAGCAGUAACUUCCAAAGGACAGAUGGUGGCCGGUUCAGUCUUCGUGCAGGCAAAGCGAACACUCAGAUUCCAUCUUCGUCUGCACCCAAAGGCAAACCACCUGCAAAUGCUGCGAAGAAAGAGCCAGCCAAGAAAACAAAUUCGUCCGGAGGCAACAGGAGCAACUCAAACUUGUGCUCCAAGGAGCUUGAAUUCCAGAAUUGGAAGAGAAGGAAAAAUUACGACCCCAUGAAAGCAGCUGCUGAGGGCAAAAAGAAAGCUGCCGCAGCAGCAAAACCAGUCAACCCCAAUCAAGGUGGAGACAUCAUGACGCAGUCGGCGAUUGUGAUGACGCAUUCUUCACCAAAUGCAAGCCCAUUGAAUUCUAUCCUGAGAUCCGCUUCAUUCCACGGAACGGGUGCCAUGGCCUCCAUGAACUCGUCGCAUGGCUCGAACGCCACGUCUGAAGACGAAGCCACCCUCUCUGCCGACGAGGAACUGGCAGAAAAGAGCAACAGCUCAGUAUCACCCAGACACUUAAGGCAAUUUCCUUCGUCUCCCUUGAGAGCUGUUUCGCAGCCUCCUGACCAUUUGAGCCCUAGAAAGAAGUCCCUCGAUGAGACGCUGGAAGGAGGCAGUUCAAGAGGCUUUGUUCGUAACACAACACCCACCUCCUCAGUCAGAAGCAGAGGGAAGUUCGAGGCAUUGGAUAACCUUGUCAUUGCUGCAAUUCACGGUUUCUCCAACAAAAUAAAGGGAAGCUCUCACAAUGUAUUAGGAAAGCUGAGAGUUCUGUUUCAAGAGGACCAAGAAAAAGUGCUUAUGCUUGAAGACGCUCUGAAUCUUCUAGAGGAAUCGGAGCCGGCAACAACUUCUCCUAACAAAAGUCCUUCCAAAGAGUUGUCUGGCACCUUAAGAAACCUCAAAAAGCUGGAACAUGUGUUCAAUGUUUUGGAUGAAGUCUUAUUUGGAGAUGAAGAUUUGGAGCUGCGGGACGACGACGACCUGAGUGAGUUGGAGGAGGCCUAGUGAUUGGCAAUGCAAGCGUGAUAUUGACUGAUUUAUUGUGAUUCAACAAGUGACGUGCUGGUAGGCAUUUCAAUUGUGAUUAUUUUGUCUUUUGUAUUCUCCCCUAACACCUACCCAGUUGGUUGUCUUUUUAAUAUGUUAGAAAAAUCUUACUAUUUAUGUAAUAACUAGAAAUGUGUUAACAAUGAUUUUAUUACAUGAAGGUAAAGAAUUUAUAAUACUGGAUAAAGUAAAAAUCUAUGGGAAGCCUUCCUAUUUGUAAAUUGGUGCUAAUCCAAUAGAGGUUCAUUGACCUGUAAAUUAUCAAAAUUAUUAAAAAAAGGCAUUUACAUGA
Messenger RNA from Neocloeon triangulifer, 4167 nucleotides. Its product is annotated as nucleolar protein dao-5-like. The record is from RefSeq and is a predicted model, not a curated record. The transcript has 16 exons. NCBI's taxonomy places the organism in Eukaryota, Metazoa, Arthropoda, Insecta, Ephemeroptera, Baetidae. The coding region runs from base 423 to 3833 and encodes 1136 amino acids.